Molecule: messenger RNA, 2626 nt
Organism: Capsicum annuum
Lineage: Eukaryota; Viridiplantae; Streptophyta; Magnoliopsida; Solanales; Solanaceae
Exons: 7
Coding region: 224-2389 (721 amino acids)
Biological process (GO): regulation of DNA-templated transcription
Molecular function (GO): chromatin DNA binding; transcription coactivator activity
Source: RefSeq, a predicted model, not a curated record
AUUGAAGUUGAACCAUCUGAUCCUUCCUAUCCCUUAUGUAAAAAGUGUGAGACCCCACAUGAAAUUGAGCUGUCUGGUCCUUUGAAAAUUCUCAGUAUAUAACUAUAGGAAUUUGUUUGUACAUACAGGGGGAGUAGUAGUAUAUAAAUAUAUGAUAUUCCAAUCUUAGCUUAAUCAUUUUUGUUGGUUAAGCUAGCGAAUAAUAGUAGUAAGUAAUAUAAAGAUGUUGUUGAGAGAUGAAGAAGAAGUUGAGUUGAGUGAAAUGGAGUGGAAUGACAUGGUUAAUCCAUUGAUAAGUUCACCUGCUUCAACUUCUUGGAAAAUUCACCAAGUAUGGGAGCCUGAUAUGCUCUAUGUUGAUUAUACUUUACUUCCUCCUUCCCCUAUGGAGGACUUCACUCUCUGGAAUCACUCUUGGAGUCCUCCUCCUCCUCCUCAUCGUCAAGAAUCUGGUAUGAUCAAAGGGGCAGCUAAAGCUUUUGAUGCUCAGCUUCAAGAGGAUGCUGCUGGUGGAGCUUUGCUGACGAAUGAUUGGCGGUUUGAGCUUCUACCAGACUCCCGUCAGAGAAUUGCCAACAAGAUCAUUUUAACUUUAAGGAGACAUCUCCCGGUAUCUGGAGACGAGGGAUUGUUGUUACUUAGAAAAAUUGCUGUAAGGUUUGAGGAAAAGGUAUAUACUGCUGCUACAAGUCAGAGUGAUUAUCUGCGGAAGAUAUCUUUGAAGAUGCUGACUAUGGAGACAAAAUCCCAACAUCCUGUCUGCGCUGAAACAGUGCCAGUAGUAGAUGAAAGCUUGCACGUCCAGUUGGAUGCUAAAUCUCCACCGGAAGACCCUACACUUCAUUAUCUACAAAGUGGAGAAGAGUGUGCACUGCCUGAUCCACAACGAUCUGUUACAGAACAUGGGAACCUGAAAAGGAAAGGGGAUGCCGGUCCUUCAGGUCAGAACCACACCAUCUGUGAUUUAGGCAGUAAACAGAAAAUGGACAAGAAAAUGAAAAAGACGUGGGGAAUUGGUGGAUCAAUUAGUUUAAAUGAUCUUAAACAGCAUUUUGGCAAGAAACGUGAAGAGGCUGCAGAAAGCCUUGAUGUGAGUGUCUCCACAUUAAAGCGAAUUUGUAGAGAAAACGGAAUCUCCCGGUGGCCAUCUAAAAAUAUUAAGAGAGAAAGGCUUCUACUUUCCAAUCUAAGCACCAACGAAACUGUCUCAGAAGCUGGUGGCGGACGAAUAUCAAUCUCCACAACUCAAACUGCAUUUGCAUCGACCGAAGUUCUAGCCAAAUCCAAUCAGCAGAAUAAUCUAUCAUUAGAUAAUGAAAUUGGUACAUCAAUAAAUCAUGGUGUGCUAAGGAAUGACGAAGGCAACGGGGAAACUAGGAUGAUUCAAGAGGGGGACUCAGCCGAUCAAGAGGUCUUGUACAAACCACAGGAAUUUGAGCCUGGCCGUGAUAGUUUCAACCCUGCAUAUUCAUCUUCUGAUGGUCCCACCAUACUGUAUCCAUUGCCGCAAGAAAGAAUGCCAGCUGAAGAUUCACCUGACCAACAGGGAGAAGAGAUUGCAAGACAAAUAGAGAUCACUGACGGGACUAGUCAUUUGGAGAAACAAUGCUUGGGAAGGGAAAGGCUCGGUUGUAAUACUGAAAAGGAGGUCAUUGUCCGUGUGGAAGACUCAUCGUCAUACGAUUUCGGAAGUGUUUUAGAGCUAAUUCAGGAUCAUCACGCUGAUUUUGCUUCGUUCCAUGAAGUUGAUAAAGAUCCGUUGAUCUCCACGGAUGACUUGGAGUCUAAUUGUAUUAAGUCUCAAUCUACGCUUGUAUCAGAAUCUGAGCCUUCACUAAUAAAUGAUGCAAGGAGGAUGAAGUUGGUUUUCGAAAAGUUGAUUACGCUGCCUCUGGAGGAUCUCACUAACACAAACCAAGAAGCUUCCAUGACAGAAGCUUUGGCCAUACUUUCUGGCAACCUAUCAUUGUUUACAGAUGAACAAGCGAAACAGCUACUGGAAUUUAAGUUUGACUUCCCAACCAUCAUGUAUAGCUGGAGAGAUUGCUCUCAGACUAGAAUUGAUUGUCGAAAUUUCUUGGCCGAGUUUGAAAGAACUAACUCAUUGUUGGAAACUUCAACUAAAGAGGAGGUGGAUCUUAAGGAUAGAUAUACACAAAUAGAGUGCAAGGAGAAGGAAAUGUUGGCACAAUUGGAGGCAAUUCAAAAGGAGAAAAACGAGUUAACUAAGCGGAGGAGUGAAAACUUUAUUCAGAACAAGCACUUGGCUGCUUUGGCCGAAGAGCAAGCAGGUAGAACUAAAGAGAAAGAGCUGCAGAUGAGUAUUGCUAGUGCUAAAUUAGACAAAUUAAAGAGCCAAUGGGCUUCAGUCCAAUCUUCCUUUAAUUAGGUUCUCUUCUUCCUUAUGGUUUCCAGGUUUUCUUAAUGAUUUGAGUUGUACUUGCCUUUUUCUCUGUGUGUGAUAUAAUUCCUUUAUGUUGUAUGUUUACGUUCGCUAGAUCUUCUGAUUGUGAGGGCUUAAAGAAGAGUUAUACUAUGUCCUCUUUUUCUCUUUUGUGUUCUUGUGUUUAAAAUUUUGGACGUGAUCAAUAAGAACAAACAAAAUAAAACAAAAUAUUCGUUAUAA